AUGCUUCCACGUGUCCGUGUGGCGCUGUUGCUCUUGAGUGCUCUGGCCGCCUGCGUGCUGGCCGAUUAUGGCCCGAGGGAUGCGGUGACGAUCCUUACGGACAAGAACUUUGAGAAGGAAGUGCUGCAGAGCCCCGACUACUGGCUCGUCGAGUUUUACGCUCCAUGGUGCGGACACUGCAAGCAGUUGGAGCCGCAAUACAAGGCUGCGGCUAAGAAGCUCAAAAAACAUGCGCGUUUGGGAGUUGUGGACGCCACCGUGCACCAGCAGUUGGCGCACAAGUACCAGAUCAAGGGCUACCCGACGAUCAAGGAGUUCGGUGCCAAGAAGAAACGUCCGCAGGAUUAUCGUGGUGGACGCACCACUAGAGAGAUUGUGCAGUAUGUGAAGAACUCACCUGAAGCCAAGAAGCUCGGCAUUAGUGGUGCUAACGUUGCCACACUGGAGUUCGCCAAGGUGCACGCGUUCUUGACCAAGGACCUGCCGUCGGCCAUUUUCUUCGGUACUCCGAAGAAGGGUAAGAAGAGCUCCAAGGUGCCGGCGUGGCUGGGAAAUGUGGCAGAGUCGUUUAUGGAAGGUAAGAAGAAGAAGAAGACCCCCACAGUGCAACUGGCGUUCGUACCGGGAUCGGAUGACAAGAUUGCCAGCCACUUCGGACUCACUGAGGACCAACUUCCGACCAUUAUCUACGUCUACCCGUCCAGCCAGAAGUACGUCGUGUCGGACGUGAGCAAGCUGAAUGAAGCUACAGCCAAGAAAUUUAUUGGUGAUGCAUUGACGAACACGGAGGUGGCGGAGAAGGACGAGUCACUGCCUAGUGUCCCACUGUUCCCUUCUCCUGAAUUGGCCAAGAAGAAACCUGUGCUCGCUCUGAGGGAGCUGGACGCAACGACAGCUCGUGAGUGCGCUGCUAAACGUGGGAAGAUGUGCGUCGUGGUGGCCAAGGAGGACACGGAGCUGGUGCGCGCUCUGGCCAAGAAAUACCGUCGCGAUCCGUUCACUUUUCUGUCGAGCAAACCUGACGCUCAAGCUUUCCAGGCUCUGACCGACUUUGUGGGCGAGAAAGCUUCGGAGGUGAUUGUCGUGAAGCCUGGCCGCAAGGUCAAGUACUCGGCUCUCAGUGGCACAAACGACGAAAACGCCAUCUCGGAGCUCCUUGAUAAGCUCAUUGAUGGCUCCAGUCCAUUCUCGGUGCCAAGCGGACAUCUAGAGGCUUUCGAAGCUGCACUAGCCGGGUCAUCGGAGGCUACCAAGCACGAAGAACUGUAG
Phytophthora nicotianae INRA-310 is the source of this 1269-nucleotide messenger RNA. RefSeq names its product protein disulfide-isomerase domain. Gene Ontology annotation, cellular component: endoplasmic reticulum lumen. Gene Ontology annotation, biological process: response to endoplasmic reticulum stress. Lineage: Eukaryota; Oomycota; Peronosporomycetes; Peronosporales; Peronosporaceae. The record is from RefSeq and is a predicted model, not a curated record. The transcript has 4 exons. The coding region runs from base 1 to 1269 and encodes 422 amino acids. Gene Ontology annotation, molecular function: protein disulfide isomerase activity; protein-disulfide reductase activity.